Molecule: messenger RNA, 4373 nt
Organism: Perca flavescens (yellow perch)
Lineage: Eukaryota; Metazoa; Chordata; Actinopteri; Perciformes; Percidae
Gene: itgb3a
Product: integrin beta 3a
Exons: 15
Coding region: 293-2686 (797 amino acids)
Biological process (GO): platelet aggregation; integrin-mediated signaling pathway; cell adhesion mediated by integrin
Cellular component (GO): integrin complex; cell surface; focal adhesion
Molecular function (GO): integrin binding; fibronectin binding; fibrinogen binding
Source: RefSeq, a predicted model, not a curated record
GAGGUACAAACCCAACCAUAUUGGCUGUGUGUAAAGUGAAUGUACUGUUACCGUAUGCACAAGUGAAGUAGGAUUUUGGUGUUAUUUUCCUCCUCGACUUAUCAAAUGUUAUCGAGCCAUUAGGAAACGAGUGUCAACAUGCCGUUCCCAGAUAGGCUACAUGUAGCCCACUGUAUGGAGAGUUUGAUGUAUGAGGCAACGCUAUGACCCAACAUGCGUUUUGGCAAGUCGAGAAUGAGGAAAGGCGUUCAAGUUGCGAAGUGAACAAGCCCACCGGGAACACACACGGCUCAUGUCAAGUCGGCUCCGUUACUCUCCAGCCAUGGGAACUUUAUUAGACCGUCCAGUGAUACUGUUUCUCCUUAUGUUGUCAGCAUCAAAGGUUUUCGGUUCCAACAUCUGCACAUCACAAGGAGUCACCACUUGUCAACGGUGCUUGGCUGUUCACCCUACCUGUGCGUGGUGCUUUCAGGAGGAGUAUGGGAAGGGGGGAUCCAGUGCAUCCCGCUGCGACCUGAAGCAGAAUCUGCUGAAAGGAGGGUGCAGUAGUACAGCUGUGGAGUUUCCCUCCAGCACCCUGAGUAUUCAGGAGGACAAACCGCUCAGCGACAAGGCCUCGGGUACUGCUGACGAUGUCACACAGAUAAAGCCUCAGAAAAUCCAUUUGGCGCUAAGGCCAGGAGAUACCAAACAUUUCACUGUGUCAGUGAAACAGGUGGAGGAUUACCCAGUGGACCUCUACUAUCUGAUGGAUCUUUCAUUUUCAAUGAAGGAUGACUUGGCUCGCCUUCGCACCUUGGGCAAUGAGCUUGCAGUGGCCAUGGGCCGCACCACAAGCAACUUACGCAUGGGGUUUGGAGCCUUUGUGGACAAGACCACCAUCCCUUACAUGUACACCUAUCCUCCACAGACACUCACAAACCCUUGCUUUGGAAUUCACGACACAUGCCUGGCUCAAUUUGGAUUCAAGCAUGUCCUGUCACUGACGGAGAAGGUGGCUCGCUUCACCGAGGAGGUGGGGAAACAGCAGGUGUCUAGAAAUAGAGAUGCUCCAGAGGGUGGAUUUGAUGCCGUCGUGCAGGCUGUGGUGUGCAAGGACAAGAUUGGCUGGCGUCCGGAUGCCUCGCACCUUUUGGUAUUCACCACUGAUGCCAAAACUCACACCGCCCUGGAUGGACGUGUAGCUGGAAUUGUCCAGCCCAAUGAUGGACAGUGUUACCUUGAUAAUGAGAAUGUUUACAACAAAUCUGCUGUGCUGGACUAUCCCUCCUUGGCACUCAUAACAGACAAAAUGUCUGAAAACAACAUAAAUCUAAUUUUUGCUGUGACCAGCUACGUGGUGCCGCUUUACCAGGAAUACAGUCAGCUCAUUCCAGGCACAACUGUGGGAACUCUGUCCGAUGACUCUGGGAAUGUUAUUCAGCUCAUUCAGGAUGCUUAUGCGAAAAUUCGCUCUAAAGUGGAGCUGGAACUACUGGGAGUCCCAGAAGAGUUGAAUCUCUCCUUCAACGCCACUUGCCUAAAUGGAGAGGUCAUCCCUGGACUUAAGUCUUGCUCUGGCCUCAAGAUUGGAGACACAGUCUCAUUCAGUGUGGAGGCUCAGUUGCGUGGCUGCCCCAAAGAGAAGAGCCGCACUUUUACCAUCAAACCUCGAGGCUUCAAGGAUUCCCUGGAAGUCACGAUGGACUUUGCCUGUGGCUGCGAGUGUGAGGCGAAGGCCGAAACCAACAGUCCCGUCUGUAGCAACGGCAACGGGACCCACGAGUGUGGUGUGUGUCAGUGUCACCAAGGUCGUCUGGGCCCACACUGCGAGUGCUCAGUGGAGGACUACAGUCCAUCUGAUGAUGCCAACUGCAUCCCAAAGCCAGAGGGGCCAAUCUGCAGCGGGAGAGGAGACUGUUUGUGCGGACAGUGCUCCUGCCAUGCAAAUGAGUUUGGUCAGGUGUGGGGCAAAUACUGCGAAUGUGACGACUUCAACUGCUUGCGCUUCAAAGGGUCACUGUGCGCCGAUCAUGGGAAGUGCAGCUGUGGCCUCUGCCAGUGCGACGCAGGCUGGAAAGGAGAAAACUGUAACUGCUCCACACGUAUAGACACCUGCAUGUCCAGCAUCGGCAUGCUGUGCAGCGGCCGGGGGAACUGUGAGUGUGGGGUUUGUCAGUGCACUCAGCCUGGCGCCUACGGAGAAACCUGUGAGAAAUGCCCUACGUGUCCUGAUUCCUGCACUAUAAAAAAGGAGUGUGUUGAGUGUCAGCACUUCAAGAGAGGACAGUACACCGAUGACAACAGCUGCAGUAGAAUCUGCAAAGAUGAGAUUAAAGUGGUGGAUGAACUGGUUUUCCAUGAUAGACUUGCAGUGAAUUGCUCAUACAAAGAUGAGAAUGACUGCGUGGAGUACUUCCAGUAUUACGAAGAUGAAAGUGGCAAAUCCAUUCUGUUCGUGGUAAAAGAGCCAGAGUGCCCUCAGGGUCCAGACAUCUUAGUGGUGCUCCUGGCAGUGGCCGGAGCCAUCCUCCUACUGGGUCUUGUUGGCCUGCUCAUCUGGAAGCUGCUGGUCACCAUCCACGACCGCAGAGAGUUCGCCAAGUUUGAGGAGGAGAGAGCCAAAGCCAAAUGGGAUACGGCUCACAAUCCUUUGUAUAAAGGCGCCACUUCCACCUUCACCAAUGUAGCAUACAAAGGAAACUAACAACUAAAUGCAAAGAGCAAAACUCAGGGGUCAGCCACAGAGAUGGAAUGUAGUAGCAGAGAAAUGGAUUGAAAGAAGAUCUACACUGUAGCUGAAAAGUAGUUAAUGCUGUCAAUAAUGAUAACAGUGGUGUUAUAAUUGUAAAUAUUUUAAAAAAUAACAAACUGUUAAUGUACGUCACAGGCGGUUUCCCGCUAUCAGGCUUUCUGUUUUCACACUAUGUCACAUGGUUUUCUCUAAGUACUCUACAUGCAAUCAGAUAGGAGUUGAUUAACAUAAACAACUAUACUGUCUGUUUACAGUAAGGGUGUUGCACCGAAAUCUGUGAUGAGUCGAGAUCUGUGUCCCUCAUUCUAAAAUGCGUAGCACCCCCUCCGUAGUUAGGGUUAGGGAUAAGGGUUUGGUUCAGGUUUAGGUAGGGGGACACAGAUCUUGACGGGUCAAAGCUUUCAGUGCCACACGGGGAACUGCUGCUGAAAGUGGUCUUUUUACCACUUCAGGUUCUACCACUGCAAUAUUAGAUGUUUACAUUUUUUUUAGUAUGACUUUUUAGUUUGGCUCACAUUUUGAAAUUGAAAUAGGAAUAACCAUUGCCUAAUUGUAAUAAGUAGGUAUAGAAAAUACAUGAAUGAAUGGUCUUUUUGAAUCCCUCUUCAGUGUCUUUUCUUGUAAAAAAUGUAUUUUGUUUUCUGGGAGUAAAUCUCCUUAACUGCAGCCUGUAGGCCGACUUGGUUUACAGUGAUGUUUGUGGUCUAUAUUGUUAUUGAAAUGCAUAUCAUUAAUGGGAACUUUAUAAAUGCUUUGACAUGUUUCUUUAUCCCUGCACCAUCACCUGUGUUUGCGUUGGUUGGGUUUUCUAUUAUGGCAAAAAUAAUCUUGCCAUUGCUGAAUUGUAAAAUAUUUCAAUUUUCUACUGACCAGCACUGUGUUACACUGAAAUGCCAAAUUGUUCUUUUGUGUAUGAGCAUAUUUUAUUGCACAUCAAAUGUGAUUGGCCAUAAUGCAGUGUAAUUUUUGAUAAUGAACAAAUUUAAAUUUGCGUAACCUCAAUAUGGGAGAAAAUAGCACAAUGUGAGGUGUAUUUCAGUUACCUUAGGAGAUGGCUUGCACACCUGUUGCAUAGUUGUUUGAUUUUGUGCACCGUUUUUAAAGAUGCAUGGGAUUUCGCUGUAGUUACACAAAGGGAAUGUUAAAUAUUAAAAUAUAUACCUGACUUUGACUGAUUUUAGCCUUUAUUAAGAGCAGACUUACAAGCAACAAGUUGCUAAAAUUUCUGAAAUAGAAAAAGUUAUUUAACUCUUUCUGUAUUCCCUCUGUGAUGUUGGUCGGCAAUACAUUUUGGUGGAACAUUACAAUAAAUAUCACUGAUGCCCUGUGUGAUUUCAAUGAGAAGGUGAAUGUUUCAUUCUGCCUCCCAGCUUUAUUCAAACACACAGCAAGCUAUUUCACAAACACACAAAUGACUAAAUGUAAACAUUGAAAAUCAUUAAAUUAAGCAGAGAGAUAUGUAUAAAUCCUAAAUCCUUAAUUAAUGUUUUCUUUGAGUCAUAUAUGUCACAGAAGUAUAUUGAAGAAAGAAUGAUUCGUUAGCUAGGUUUUUACAUUCAAUUCAAGCAAGUUCACUGUGAUGUGGGUGUUAUUCUAAUCAAAUAAAUGUCAGCCUGCAGAGGCGAGUCCUUUGACCACA